AUGACGGACCAAUAUGGCGGAUCUUGCGAUCAAAACAAUCAUGUGGCUACAAAGUCUCCUCCGAGUGACACUAGUAUGUGCUGUGAAGAGUCUGGACAUCAGCUGCACCAUGAGAAUAUGUGUAUCAAAGAGAUGGUGGAGGUUAUAGCCCGCAGUGGAAACCAUGUGAAGAGCCAGCAGAUCGGAGAGGCUGAGCUGACCCUGGAUCAGCGCAAAGAGGAGCUACUGCGACAGUACAAGAGCCGACCCCUUGUGUUUCUGGAAAAGUAUCAUAAUACUUUAAAACCUGAGCAUCUGGCAGCUUUUGCGCAUGUCAGCUCAGAUCCAAGAACACAACACUACAGUAAAGUCAUCGAGAGACGAGCUGCAGGAUGCAUCAACAAAACAAGGGUUAAAAACCACCGCUACGCUGCUCUCCGCUCAUUGCAGAAGGAAGGUGGCUAUUUUAGUGAUGAGCAGAUGCGCAUAAGGGAGCCGCUGCUUUAUGAGCAGUACAUUGGCCAGUAUCUGACUGAUGAAGAGGUACUGGAGCGCUCUCAAGAGGCCAUGCAGGAAAGUGCAUCAGAAGGAUCAGGAGGACUCGCUAACCUGCUGCUGAACUCCUAUCAGGAGCGUCUGAUUCAGAACAGACUGCAGAAAGAACAGGAGAGAGAGGAUGGAGCUGAGGAGGAGGAUGAAGUCGAGGAGGAGGAUGAUAAUCAGAGUCGGGAACAGAGCUGGGAGCCCAAUUCAGCAGAGAAGGCACAACUUAGAGAAGAGUUUAUCAGUCAAAUGCUUCAGCGCUUCCUGGACGGUAAAGACAAAGACUUUAACUACAGUGGGGUGGAUGACAACCCAGACUAUGACAAUUUGGACAUUGUCACCAGAGAUGCGGAGGAUAAGUAUUUUGAUGACGAUGAUGAAGAUGAAGAAAAUAUGGAAUAA
Knipowitschia caucasica is the source of this 924-nucleotide messenger RNA. The record is from the annotation of a GenBank genome assembly. NCBI's taxonomy places the organism in Eukaryota, Metazoa, Chordata, Actinopteri, Gobiiformes, Gobiidae.